AUGAGGUUGUGGCGCGAGAGGGCGCGGUGCUCGAGGCCGGGGCCGAGAUUGUGGACUUCGGCGGAUUCGGGAGAGAGUGUGGUGCCUAGUGUGGCGACUGCGUCGGUGACCCAGUCGGUAUCCGUGGCGAGUGAGGCCAGUGUGGAUGCGAGUGUUGGUUUGGGAGCGGGGGCUGCUCCGGGUUGGGGUGGUGCUCCGGCUCAGGGUCUUGAUGACUUAGUGGUGGGUUUGCUGACGCAGUUAUUGGCUCGUUUUCCGCCAGUGGUUCCACAGGGGGCUCCGGGAGUACCUCCAGUGGCAGAGGUGCAGCAGAGGGCUGCGGGAUUUGUUCAGCCGCAGGCUGUGGGUUUGAUGGUGCCGUCCUAUUUGGAUAUGAUGGGGCACAUGCAGAGGAUUGGUACGCCGUACUUUAGGGCGGAGUUAGCCCAGAGGCGGCAGAUGUGGCGUCAGAGAUUGGAGCGGAAUUUCCAGUCUAUCAGAUUGGGCGGUUUUGAGUCCCACGUUUUAUUCGACUCUGGAGCAUCGAAUUGCUUCAUUACACCGGAGCGUGCCGAGAAGAGUGGCAUCCGGAGUAGCGCGGGCGAGAGCGCGGGCAUGGUCAAGGUGGCGGGAGGUGGAUUCUUGUCUACUUUGGGCCGUGCUAGAGGAGUCGAGAUCGAGAUUGCGGGGCAGUCAAUGCCAGCAGACUUAGUCAUCAGUCCGGUGGAGCUGUAUGACGUUAUUCUCGGGAUGGACUGGUUGUCACACUACAGAGUUCAUCUGGAUUGCUACAGAGGUAGAGUGGUCUUCGAGCGAGAUGCAGGGAGGUUGGUUUAUCAGGGAGUGAGACCGACUUCCGGGAGUAUUGUGAUAUCUGCUAUUCAGGCCGAGCAGUUGUUAGAGCGGGGCUGUGAGGCGUAUCUGGCGACGAUUUCUAUGUCUGAGUCAGGAGCUGGAGUUGUUAUGGGAGAUAUUGAGGUUGUCCAGGAUUUUGAGGAUGUCUUUCAGUCACUGAAGGGAUUACCACCAUCUCGGUCUGAUCCUUUCACGAUUGAGUUAGAGCCGGGGACAGCACCGAUAUCGAAGACGCCUUACAGGAUGGCGCCAGCUGAGUUGGCAGAGCUGAAGAAGCAGAUAGAGGACCUUUUGUCUAAGGGGUUCAUUCGACCGAGUGUUUCACCGUGGGGAGCACCGGUGUUGUUUGUGAAGAAGAAGGAUGGAGUUUCAGACUUUGUAUCGAUUACAGAGAUUGACUUGGCAUCGGGGUAUCAUCAGAUCCCGAUAGAUGAGGCAGAUGUCAGGAAGACUGCUUUCAGGACGCGUUAUGGGCAUUUUGAGUUUGUGGUUAUGCCUUUCGGUUUGACUAACGCGCCGGCAGCCUUCAUGAGAUUGAUGAACGACGUGUUCAGGGAGUAUUUGGAUGUGUUCGUCAUCAUUUUCAUUGAUGAUAUUCUGGUAUACUCGAGGAGUCAGGAGGAGCAUGCGACUCACUUGAGGUUGGUUCUGGAGAAGCUUCGGGAGCAGAAGCUUUUUGCUAAGUUGAGCAAGUGCAGUUUCUGGCAGCGAGAGAUGGGAUUUCUUGGCCACAUUGUUUCUGCAGAGGGAGUUUCUGUGGAUCCGGCUAAGAUUGAGGCUAUCAGAGAUUGGCCUAGACCUAGUAGUGCCACCGAGAUCAGGAGUUUUCUGGGUUUGGCAGGAUACUACAGGAGGUUCGUCAAGGGGUUUGCUACCAUGGCGCAGCCGAUGACGAAGUUGACCGGGAAGGAUGUCCCUUUUGUUUGGUCAGCUGAGUGUGAGGAGAGCUUUAGUCAGCUCAAGGAGAUGUUGACUACUACACCAGUGUUGGCGUUACCCGAGCCAGGGAAGCCUUACAUGGUGUAUACAGAUGCUUCAGGCAUUGGUCUUGGUUGUGUGCUGAUGCAGGAGGGCAGAGUGAUAGCAUAUGCUUCGAGACAGUGGCAGGGCAGUGAGCGUAACCGUCCUACACAUGACUUAGAGUUGGGAGCAGUGAUCUUCGCGUUGAAGAUUUGGAGGUCUUACUUGCUAGGUGAGACAGUACAGGUCUUCACGGAUCACAAGAGUUUGCAGCAUAUCUUCACUCAGCCGAUGAUGAACGCGAGACAGACGCGCUGGGUUGAGUUCUUGGCGGACUAUCAGGUGAGCAUUAACUACCAUCCGGGCAAGGCUAACCUAGUGGCGGACGCGUUGAGUAGACGGAGGUAUGAUUCCGCAGUUGAGCGAGAUGUGGAGUCUCUAGUUGGCGAGAUCAGUACCUUGCGUUUGUGUGCCAUUUCGCAGGAGCCUUUGGGUUUAGAGGCAGUGGAUCAGGCGGAUCUACUUAGCAGGAUCAGAGUUGCUCAGCAGAGUGAUCAGAGUUUGCUAGAUGCGACGAGAGUGACUGGUUCUGAGUAUGAGGUCUCUGCGAAUGGGACUAUCUUGGUUCGUGGGCGAGUUUGUGUGCCUAAGGAUGUGGAGUUGAGACAUCAGAUUUUGGGAGAGGCUCACGCGAGCAAGUUUUCCAUUCAUCCGGGAGCGACCAAGAUGUACCAUGACCUCAAGAGGUACUAUCAUUGGGUCGGGAUGAAGAGGGAUGUAGCAGACUGGGUUGCGAAGUGCAACACUUGUGCCUUGGUGAAGGCAGAGCAUCAGGUUCCGGGUGGUCUUUUGCAGAGUUUACCCAUUCCCGAGUGGAAGUGGGAUAGGAUUACGAUGGAUUUCGUGGUUGGACUACCUGUUUCAAGGACUUUCGAUGCUAUCUGGGUGAUUGUGGAUCGGUUGACUAAGUCUGCACAUUUCUUGGCCAUCAAGAAGACAGAUGGAGCUGCUGUCUUGGCUAGGAAGUUUGUGCGAGAGAUUGUGAGGCUGCAUGGAGUGCCAGCUAGUAUUGUGUCAGACCGUGAUCCCAGAUUCACUUCAGAGUUUUGGAGGGCGUUUCAGGCAGAGAUGGGCACUAAGGUGCAUCUGAGUACAGCUUAUCAUCCGCAGACAGAUGGUCAGUCAGAGAGGACUAUUCAGACUUUGGAGGAUUUGCUGAGGAUGUGUGUGUUGGAUUGGGGUGGCCAUUGGGCAGAUCACCUAAGCUUAGUUGAGUUUGCAUACAACAACAGCUUUCAGGCGAGUAUUGGCAUGGCUCCAUUCGAGGCUUUGUAUGGGAGGCCAUGUAGGACACCCCUAUGCUGGACCCAAGUGGGGGAGCGCAGCAUGUAUGGAGCUACUUAUGUUCAGGAGACGACAGAGAAGGUUCGUGUUGUGAGGCUGAACAUGAAGGAGGCUCAGGAUAGGCAGAAGAGUUAUGCAGAUAGACGCAGACGAGAGCUUGAGUUUCAGGUUGGAGAUAGAGUUUAUCUCAAGAUGGCUAUGUUGAGGGGUCCUAACAGAUCCAUAGCAGAGAACAAGCUGAGUCCGCGAUUUAUGGGUCCGUUUCCAGUAGUGGAGCGAGUUGGGCCAUUAGCUUACAGGCUGGAGUUGCCUGAGAUUAUGAAAGCCUUUCACAAGGUUUUUCAUGUGUCGAUGCUGAGGAAGUGUCUUCACCCUACAGAGGAGUUAGUGGCUAGGAUUCCAGAGGAUCUUCAGCCAGAUUUGACCGUGCCGGCAGUGCCUAUGAGGAUUUUAGAGAGGAGGGAAAAGGUUCUGAGGAACAAGAGGAUUCCCUUACUGAGGAUUUUGUGGGAUUGCAGUGGUUCUACAGAGGAGACUUGGGAGCCAGAGGCAAAGAUGAAGUUGAAGUUCAGGAAGUGGUUCGACAAGCAGGUCGAGGAGUGA
This is a messenger RNA of Microthlaspi erraticum, 3741 nucleotides long. The record is from the annotation of a GenBank genome assembly. Lineage: Eukaryota; Viridiplantae; Streptophyta; Magnoliopsida; Brassicales; Brassicaceae.